AUGGAUAACAACAUCAAUCAUUCUCUGGAUCAGUUACAGCAGCAGCAGCAACAACAACAACAACAACGACAAUCCACAAACAAUAGCAACACUUCCCCAACAAAAUACUCCUCAACCCCUGGCAACACCAACAAUAAUGCUCCGAAAAAACGGUUUAGAAUAAGACAUGCUUUAAGUUGCGCUGUCUGUAGGAAAAGAAAACUGAAGUGUGAUCGGCAAAGACCUUGUGGGACUUGUGUCAAAAAGAGUAUUGUACAUUUAUGUCAUUAUGAGGAUGAUUUACUCAAUAGUCGACCGGUAAACCAUUUUUUACCAGUAGAAUUCCAACAACAUCAACAAGCUCCGGAUAUUCACCAUCCAAUAGACAACCAAAAUGGAUACAUGAUGCAAAACAAUCAUAUACAGCAUCCAAAUAACGGUUUCCCCCCUCCCCCACAUCAUCAUCCAAACCAUCAGGGUCCCCCACCACCCAUGCCAUAUCAUGACCAAUUUCACAACAACUAUCCACCUCCUCCAGCUCAUUUACCUGCACCUCCUAUGAAUCACCAACCUCUUCCGCCACCACCACCUGGUCCACCUGGUCCACCUGGCCAGCAAACAACUUUACCACCACAGGUAAACCACAGCCCAAAUAGAAUGAUGUCUUCACAAAUGUCAAUUCCUACUCCUCCAUUAAUGAAUCGACCUUCCCUAAAUGGAUCAAAUCAUACUAGUCCCGAGAAACAGAGUUCUGGAUCAACAGCCGCAAACAUGGCUCAUUCAAGUUCAAUAAGCUUACCAUUACCCCCUCCACCUCCCGCUCCACAACCACAACCACAACCACAGCCACAAACAAAUGGGCAAAAUCAACUGCAACAACCAACUUCGUCUCAAAAUUUCGAACCAACUCCUUUGAAAUCAAAUUCUACUGGGUCUUCAACUUUCCAAUCUCAUAGUUCAUACAAUUCGGCGACAGGAGCGUCUCCAGCUGGUUCUCUUAACCAGUUUUCACCAUCAUUCCAACGAUUAAAAUCAACUGGUUCCGGUUCAGGUUCAGGUUCCGAGGGUACUUUAUCACCAACUGCUACCACGAUCGUUGUUAACGAUCUUCUCAACCCAUCAAGAUUAAACAACCAUGGGGUUGUUUCAAGUUUGUCAAGUGGUGAUUCACCAGGAGUUUCUAAUAUGUCAUCAUUAGGAAAACAAAACCAACAUCAUAACCCAGGUGCCAGUGCCAAUUCUUCAGCAAUGACAUCUCCAACUACUGGUGGUGAUGCUGAUUCCUUUUAUUCCAACUCAUUAGUGUCAAUCCCAUUAGGUACUAAUUCUUCACUUCAAAUCAAUGCACAGGAUACUAUGGAUGUAUUUACUGACCCAAUUUUUUCAUUGCAUUUAACUGGAAAUGAAUGGCAGCAGGUUGGAACGCUUUCAUAUCUUGGGUUAACUAAAAGUGAUCCAUUCAUAACCAUAUUGAGAAAUUUCCUUGUACAUUUAUUCAAGAGUGACGAGAUAACUAAGGUAAUCCAGGAUGAUGUAUCGAGAAAGAGACGAAAUUCAAAUGGCAGUUUGAUAUCGUACAAGUCGAACCGAACCAGCGACGAUGCUAUGUCUCCGUCGAACAAAAGACCUAAGUUAGAAGGUAGUGGCAGCAGUAAUUUGACCAUGACAGGUAUAUCUCCAUUAAAUUUUAAUUCUACUCCAAUGAAUACAUCCAAUUCGAAUGAUUCAAACAAUCUAGGAACAAAUUUGAAUAUUUCUGAUACUUUUGGAUUGUUAGCAGAAACCAGUAAUAAGAGUACCCCGAUGAACGACGGGUUUUCCCCAAUGAUGGAUAAUAGAUCAGAGCCUUUAAAGAAAAAUUCAGUUCAAGAUUUGACUUCUAUCAAUUCAUUUUAUUCUGGAAAUGGAAAAAACAAGCAAGAAUAUUAUCGCUUUGUCGAGAGCCAGAUUUUGAAGAUUUUACCCGAUAAAACAAACCUGUUUCAGUUAUUUUGUCGUUAUUUCAAGUUUGUUAAUCCAUUCAAUCAAAUAAUUGACGAACAUACAUUGUUAUUGGAAAUCAAUCCUAUCCUUCCAAAGUUUUUAAAAUUUAAUCAUGAACGUUUCUCCGAAGUCCGAAUCAAAAACGAUAAUGAACUAAGAACAUUGGGAAUUUUCUUGGUGCUCUUGAAAUUGGGAUACCAAACCAUGAUUCAUAAUGAUAACGAAUAUAACAAUUACGACGAGAAAGAUCUCAGCAUUAUUGAAGAUAUGGAGAAGCUUGAUACAGAAUCUUUCACUUGUGUUAUCAAUUUAUGUGUCGCUGACGGAUUAACUGCCGCAAAGUCUUCAUUUAAACUAGUGCAACUUUUGACUAUGUUAUAUUACUAUAAAGGAAUGAGUCCAGAUGACUCUCAUGGCUUAUGUGGAGCUGACUCGCAGAUAUUGUUGGGGAUUAUUAUCAGACAUGCAUUUUCAAUUGGGUUGAAUCGUGAUCCAACUAAAUACACCACGUUCCAGAAUUUGACCAAUAAUCCAGUAUUGAUUAGAACUUGGAGACAUCUUUGGUGGUACUUGUCGAUUUCCGAUGCUAUGAGUGCAUUUAAUACUGGUUGCAAUUUGAAUAUUAUGAAUCUUGACGUUUGUGAUGUCGAGUAUCCUCAAUUUAACGAGGAUCCAAGUGGCGAGAUGAACAAAAUAAUGGAAACAUUGAUUCAAAUUUCAAUGAUUUAUCGAAACAUCGUGAACAAGAUUAAUAAUUUGCGUCAGAAACCAAAGGUUGUUGAUAUUUUAAAGGAAACAAAUCAAUUGGAAAGAAUCUUUUUUGACUUUUUUGGAAAAGAUUUUUUCAAAGACGUUAUUUGCAAACCUUCGUCGGCUCCAAGCAACGGAUUUGAACAAACCAGUAAAGAACAUCUUAUGAGUGUUAUUAAAGUUUUCAAGUUUUGUUUGUUUAUACAAUUGCGAACCAAUUUGUCCGGGAUGUAUUAUAAAAUUGCGAUUCAUUAUGAGAAUGAGUAUGAUAGAUCCAAGACUCCUUCAAUGAAAGCAGGUAUUGAAUUGUUCAAGAUAUACAUUAAAAGUGUUGUUCAAUUGGUGUAUAUCAUGUCCUAUGUCUUGGACAAUUCAGUUGAAUUAUUUGGUAAGAAUUUUGAUUGCAUGUUGACUGCAUCGAAUGAAAGGUAUAUGAUCAAGACCCAUUCGUUUUUGACAUCAUUUUUUGUCAGAUUAUUGCACCAGAAGAAAGAGUUGUCGUUCAAAGUGUUCAAAGAGAUCAGUUAUAUGUCGAGAUUAGAAGAUAUCAACAGCCUUUUCGAUAUUGUAUUGGAGAAUGCAGAAGUUUUUGUUGGCAAUUUCAGGAAGUUGUCGAGAACCUAUAUCAAUUCUUACAGAUUGUAUAUCAUGACAUACAUUGUUCUAAGACAAUGUGUGGAUAACGCCGAUGCAUUUUUCGAGAAGGCCGUCAGUGACCAACUGUUUUUCUACCAAGGAACCAAUAUGAUUGAGUUUUUCUCCCCCGUUGAAUUACAGAGGUUAUGUUCCUUAUGUAAAGAGUUUAGAAAUGCCAAGGAACAACAACGGAAGUUGAAGAAUGAAAAGAAAAAGAAACAGAAUGGCGAUUCUGGGGAAUUGUUUGACGAUCCUUUAAAAGAUUUGGAGACAAAAUUGUUUGGAAAUGUCAAUGUGUCAUUCUUUGAUGAUGAGGAUAUUUUCAGUAACCUUAACAAUUUGUCAGACAAGAUAUUGGAUCCCCUUGCUUGUAAAGAUGAUUUGAUUAGAUUGUAUAAUAUUUAUGGUGAUUUUGAUAAUGAAUUAUUAGAAAAGUGA
Messenger RNA from Candida tropicalis MYA-3404, 3786 nucleotides. RefSeq names its product Zcf13p (gene ZCF13). Gene Ontology annotation, molecular function: zinc ion binding; DNA binding; DNA-binding transcription factor activity, RNA polymerase II-specific. Lineage: Eukaryota; Fungi; Ascomycota; Pichiomycetes; Serinales; Debaryomycetaceae. Gene Ontology annotation, biological process: DNA-templated transcription; positive regulation of transcription by RNA polymerase II. The record is from RefSeq and is a predicted model, not a curated record. Gene Ontology annotation, cellular component: nucleus. The transcript has a single exon. The coding region runs from base 1 to 3786 and encodes 1261 amino acids.